AUGAAAGGAUUCACACAGGAGAAAUGCCUUUCACAUGUAGAGAGUGUGGAAAAGCCUUUCACAUGUACAGAAUGUGGGAAAAGUUUUACAAAAAAGAGUAAUCUGAAAACUCAAGAAAGGAUUCACACAGGAGAAAAGCCUUUCACAUGUACAGAAUGUGGAAAAAGUUUUACAUUAAAGAGAAGUCUGAAAACUCAUGAAAUGAUUCACACAGGAAAAAAGCCUUUCACAUGUACAGAAUGUGGGAAAAGUUUUACAAAAAAGAGUAAUCUGAAAACUCAUGAAAGGAUUCACACAGGAGAAAAGCCGUUCACAUGUACAGAGUGUGGAAAAAGUUUUACACAAAAGGGUGAUCUGAAAAAUCAUGAAACGAGUCACACAGGGGAAAAGCCUUUCACAUGUACAGAAUGUGGGAAAAGUUUUACACAAAAGAGUAAUCUGAAAACUCAUGAAAUGAUUCACAUAGGAGAAAAGCCUUUCACAUGUACAGAAUGUGGGAAAAGUUUUACAGAAAAGAAUCAUCUGAAAACUCAUGAAAGGAUUCACACAGGAGAAAAGCCGUUCACAUGUAGCGAGUGUGGAAAAAGUUUUACACAAAAGGGUGAUCUGAAAAAUCAUGAAACGAGUCACACAGGGGAAAAGCCUUUCACAUGUACAGAAUGUGGGAAAAGUUUUACAGAAAAGAGUAAACUGAAAACUCAUGAAAUGAUUCACAUAGGAGAAAAGCCUUUCACAUGUAGAGAGUGUGGAAAAGGUUUUACACAAAAGGGUGAUCUGAAAAAGCAUGAAAUUAGUCACACAGGGGAAAAGCCUUUCACAUGUACAGAAUGUGGGAAAAGUUUUACACAAAAGAGUAAUCUGAAAACUCAUGAAAGGAUUCACAAGGGAAGAAACCUUUAAGAUGUUUAGAAAGUAGGGUGCUAGGCCCAGACCAGAUACCUGCAGAAAUGUAUAAAAUUCUAAAAACAGAGAUAGCGGAUACAUUAACUAAUCUUUUUAAUCGAUAUUACAUAUAUACACAAAAAAUGUCCAAAUAUUUUGCGGCAUCUAAUAUAACGUUAAUCUUGAAGAAAGAUAAAAACCCUCUAUAUCCAGGAUCUUAUAGGCCCAUAUCUCUGCUCAACACAGACUAUAAACUCCUAACACAUAUUAUUGCUAAUAGAUUAAAACUGUGUCUUGAGCACAUUAUACAUACAGACCAAUCUGGUUUUAUGUCCGGAAGAUCUUCUAUUAAAAACAUGCGUAAAGUCACAUUAGUACUCCAAUAUUAUAGGGAUAAGGUAGAGGGUCAAGCUCAGAUCAACCAAGAUGCUGCUUUAAUUGCGGUCGACGCCGAAAAGGCAUUCGACUCAAUAAUAUGGGACCAUAUAUAUACAUCCUUAGAAAAGUUCGGAUUUUCUGGGCAUUUUAUUCAAUUUAUCAGGACACUGUAUAAUCAUCCAAUCUCUUCUAUACUGAUUAACGGUAGCCAGACAGAUAAUUUUAUGCUGAAUAUGGGGACUAGACAGGGUUGCCCACUAUCACCUUUAUUAUUUAAUAUUUCUAUAGAACCGCUUGCUAUUCUCUUGCGGGAAGACAUAAGAGGUAUUUCUUUCAUGUAAUUAGCAAGAGUCCAUGAGCUAGUGACGUAUGGGAUAUACAUUCCUACCAGGAGGGGCAAAGUUUCCCAAACCUCAAAAUGCCUAUAAAUACACCCCUCACCACACCCACAAAUCAGUUUUACAAACUUUGCCUCCUAUGGAGGUGGUGAAGUAAGUUUGUGCUAGAUUCUACGUUGAUAUGUGCUCCGCAGCAGGUUGGAGCCCGGUUUUCCUCUCAGCGUGCAGUGAAUGUCAGAGGGAUGUGAGGAGAGUAUUGCCUAUUUGAAUUCAAUGAUCUCCUUCUACGGGGUCUAUUUCAUAGGUUCUCUGUUAUCGGUCGUAGAGAUUCAUCUCUUACCUCCCUUUUCAGAUCGACGAUAUACUCUUAUAUAUAUACCAUUACCUCUACUGAUUUUCGUUUCAGUACUGGUUUGGCUUUCUACAACAUGUAGAUGAGUGUCCUGGGGUAAGUAAGUCUUAUUUUCUGUGACACUCUUAAGCCAGAGCUUUCCAAACUUUUCAUGUUGGUGACACACUUUGUUAGACCUACAUAAUUUCGCGACACAGUAAUUCAAUUGUACUAGCAAAAAGGAGGUUAAACUAACUUGUUUUAAGAGAUACGGACACAUACAUAAAUUAUAUAAUAACAAAAUGCAUUUACAAGUAACUGUAUGUAAGUAUGCGCAAGAAUUAAAAAAAGUUUAAUAACACCAAUAGCUACUUACUAUUUUAAUGGGAUGUUUGAGGUUGAUGGGAUGAACACAGUUUCGGAAUAUUUGGUGGAAUAUUAGCUAAAGACACUCGCAUUUCAUCAUCAAGCAUUUUUAAGCUUCCACUUCCUAUCCAUAUAUCAAGAGCAGGAGCAGCAAUGCACUACUGGGAGCUAGCUGCAAAAAAAUCCCACUGACUUCAGCUCAGCGUUUAAGCUGCUGCCCUCAGAGCUCUGAGUCUGACUACUGCCCACGCUGCAAACACACUGCUAACCCACUCACUGACUACACAUGCAGUCACGAGCCAAUUAAGGAGACUACACGUGCAGUCAGGAGCCAAUGUGCCACCAAAUCCGCCAAUGGUAAUAGUUUCAGUUCCCACUGAGCUGUGCCAAUUGGUUAAGAUGAUCUGUGAACCACUAGGUAUCAAUCACGUGUCAACCAUGUAGGUGGAAAGUCAGAAUCCAAAAAACAAUUUUAAAAAAAUUAUUUAAAUUUAAAAAAAAUUGUGCUGAAGCAGGGACACACCUACACACUGCUGCCGACACACUAGUGUGUCCCGACACACAGUUUGGAAAGCACUGCUCUAAGCUAUGGUUGGGCACUUUUUUAUAAAGUUCUAAAUAUAUGUAUUCAAACAUUUAUUUGCCUUGACUCAGGAUGUUCAACAUUCCUUAUUUCAGACAGUCAGUUUCAUUUUUGGGAUAAUGCAUAUGAAUCAAUCAAUUUUUUUCUUACCUUAAAAUUUGACUUUUUCCCUGUGGGCUGUUAGGCUCGCGGGGGCUGAAAAUGCUUCAUUUUAUUGCGUCAUUCUUGGCGCGGACUUUUUUGGCGCAAAAUUUUUUUCUGUUUCCGGCGUCAUACGUGUCGCCGGAAGUUGCGUCAUUUUUGACGUUCUUUUGCGCCAAAGGUGUCGGCGUUCCGGAUGUGGCGUCAUUUUUGGCGCCAAAAGCAUUUAGGCACCAAAUAAUGUGGGCGUCUUUUUUGGCGCUAAAAAAAUAUGGGCGUCAUUGUUGUCUCCACAUUAUUUAAGUCUCAUUAUUUAUUGCUUCUGGUUGCUAGAAGCUUGUUCACUGGCAUUUUUUCCCCAUUCCUGAAACUGUCAUUUAAGGAAUUUGAUCAAUUUUGCUUUAUAUGUUGAUUUUUCUAUUACAUAUUGCAAGAUGUCCCACGUUGAAACUGAGUCAGAAGAUACUUCUGGAAAUUCGCUGCCUGGUGCUGGAGCUACCAAAGCUAAGUGUAUCUGCUGUAAACUUAUGGUAUCUGUUCCUCCAGCUGUUGUUUGUACUGAUUGUCAUGACAAACUUGUUAAUGCAUAUAAUAUUUCCUUUAGUACUGUUACAUUACCUGUUGCUGUUCCGUCAACAUCUAAUGCUCAGAGUGUUCCUGAUAACAUAAGAGAUUUUGUUUCUAAAUCCAUUAAGAAGGCUAUGUCUGUUAUUCCU
Molecule: messenger RNA, 3735 nt
Organism: Bombina bombina (fire-bellied toad)
Lineage: Eukaryota; Metazoa; Chordata; Amphibia; Anura; Bombinatoridae
Product: oocyte zinc finger protein XlCOF6-like
Exons: 2
Coding region: 1-900 (299 amino acids)
Biological process (GO): regulation of transcription by RNA polymerase II
Cellular component (GO): nucleus
Molecular function (GO): RNA polymerase II transcription regulatory region sequence-specific DNA binding; DNA-binding transcription factor activity, RNA polymerase II-specific
Source: RefSeq, a predicted model, not a curated record